AUGAGUUAUUCUGAUAACCUUGCCAAGGGAGACUACACAACUGCAACAGCAAAAAUUGUUGAGGAUCAUUCUAAUUUUGUGAUUGGUUUCAUUUCAGUUAAUCUGGCAUCAUGGCAAGGGGGGCCAGGAAAUCCAGCAUUCAUCCAUGCAACCCCUGGAGUUCAAAUGGCAAGCUUUCUUCGAAAGAGAAGGAUUGACAGUAAUGGAUUCGGACAGACACUUACGGUGCCUCUUGUGGAAUCUGGUCCUCAAGUUGGAAGCCAUGUCCCCUCCUCUUCCUCUUCCUCACAAAUAAUAGGGGGCACAGGUUGCAUAACCCCUGCUUCUGGUUUGUCUCUAGAAGAUGAAGUUGACGAUGAAUAUGGGAAGACAGGAGGUGGAGUCCUCGCCUUUUGA
This is a messenger RNA of Vitis riparia (riverbank grape), 396 nucleotides long. Its product is annotated as uridine 5'-monophosphate synthase-like. Gene Ontology annotation, biological process: 'de novo' pyrimidine nucleobase biosynthetic process; 'de novo' UMP biosynthetic process. Gene Ontology annotation, molecular function: orotidine-5'-phosphate decarboxylase activity. The transcript has 2 exons. Gene Ontology annotation, cellular component: cytosol. NCBI's taxonomy places the organism in Eukaryota, Viridiplantae, Streptophyta, Magnoliopsida, Vitales, Vitaceae. The record is from RefSeq and is a predicted model, not a curated record. The coding region runs from base 1 to 396 and encodes 131 amino acids.